Molecule: messenger RNA, 1633 nt
Organism: Darwinula stevensoni
Lineage: Eukaryota; Metazoa; Arthropoda; Ostracoda; Podocopida; Darwinulidae
Source: the annotation of a GenBank genome assembly
AUGCGUAGAGAGAACGGGGAGGGCGAAGCCAGCAACCACCAUCCCCCGACCCCGACGACGGGGGAUUUGAGGUUCGACGAAAAAGGAAGCCUGGUGUCGGGAACCCUGGAUGCCCUUGUGGAACACCUCAAACCCAGCCAAGAUUAUUACCCGGAUCACACGUUCGUCUUCGCUUUUCUUCUUUCCUCACGCCUUUUCAUCAAACCUCAUCGGUUACUCGACCGCAUUCUCCAGGUGAGCCUUCAGCCUUCGAACUUUGCGCUGCCGCGACACAUCAAUCCGGACUCCACGUGUGGGAUCCGACUAUUGGGGGAAUGGUCAGAGAUAUUUCCUUAUGACUUCCGCGAUGAGAGGAUGAUGGAACAGGUGAGGAGGCUCACAGAGAUGUGUACAAAGCAAAGGUCCCAUCAAGGUCAUCGGAAGGACAUGUCCUUGAUCCUUCACAAUCUCUUGCAUCGGCUCUCUGCCCUGGAGAAGUACGAGGAGCACUUGCAGGACCUCAAUGCUCGACUUUCCCCUCGAUUGCUCCAUCAACCUACCAAGGAAGACAUAAUAAGCAUAUGCAGUGAUCCCAAGGUGGUUGCUCAGCAGAUGACCAGACUGGAGCUCCAACACCUUUCACACAUUGGCCCAGAGGAGUUUGUGCAGGCAUUUGCCAAGGAAAAUCUUCAUGGGGAGACAGCAUCAUUCAAGGAUGUGAAACAGACUAAGAAUCUCGAGGCAUACAUCCAAUGGUUCAAUCGACUCUCCUAUUUCGUCGCCACUGAGAUACCCCUGCAAGGGAAGAAGAAGAACCGAGUGCGGGUUGUGGAAUUCUGGAUCGAAGUUGCAAGUGAAUGUUUCAACAUUGGCAACUUCAACUCCCUCAUGGCCAUAAUUGCUGGCCUCAACAUGUCUCCCAUCACCCGACUUCGGAAGACGUGGGGGAAGGUGGGAAAUCGUAAGCUGACCAUACUCGAGCAACAGAUGUCUCCACACUCAAACUUCACCAGCUAUCGGAGCACACUUGCAGCAGCACAAUGGAGAAGUCAGUCCACCUCCACAUCCUCGAACUCUGACUCUGACGAUCACCGUCGUCGUAUCAUUGUUCCCUUCUUCUCUCUCCUUGUCAAGGAUGUCUACUUCCUCAAUGAAGGCUGUGCCAACAGGUUGCCAAAUGGUCACAUAAACCUUGAGAAAUUUUGGCAGCUGGCUAAGCAGGUGACAGAGUUCAUGACCUGGCAACAGGUCACAUGCCCCUUCCCUGAAAACCAAAAGGUCCUCGACUACCUCCAACUAAAUCCUAUCUUCUCUGAACACGGUUUGGAGUUGGCUUCUUAUGAAUGUGAAGCUCCAGAGACUUCGUGUGAGAAGGAGCGAGAGAAGACAUUGAGAGCACAGUACGGGAGCGGAAGACGUUACGGUCGGGAUCGCCGUCGGGGCUCUACGUCUUCUCUAUGAAGCAAAAAGCACCAAUUGUUUUCAUGCCAAAGUGCAAUUGUUUGCGACUUGCGACGACAAGCUUCUCUUUCCUCAUUCUAGUCACGUCGACUCUCUCCUGAUAAAUAUAUAUGCUAUAAAUAAAUAAAUAUAUGUAUGUAAUGUACAUUGUAACUCUCUUCUAUUGAUCUGUGACUAUUUUUCUACAUGUGCU